Messenger RNA from Solanum tuberosum (potato), 3922 nucleotides. RefSeq names its product DNA-directed RNA polymerase III subunit 2-like. The transcript is spliced from 7 exons. The coding region runs from base 260 to 3721 and encodes 1153 amino acids. Gene Ontology annotation, biological process: DNA-templated transcription. Gene Ontology annotation, molecular function: ribonucleoside binding; DNA-directed RNA polymerase activity; DNA binding. NCBI's taxonomy places the organism in Eukaryota, Viridiplantae, Streptophyta, Magnoliopsida, Solanales, Solanaceae. The record is from RefSeq and is a predicted model, not a curated record.
UGGGCCAAAAAAACUUUCAUUUUCCUUUUUCCCUUUUCCCUAAAACCCUCACUCUUUUGCCUGCACUUUGGCUGGGUUCCAUUAAAACCCUUGGAGCAGAGCUCUGAAGUAGAAACUGCAAACGAGCAAUCGGCCUGAAAAUUUGGGCUUCAAAUCGGGAAAAGAAAUCAUAUUGCAUUGUUUUGACUCCCAUCCUUGCUCCUGCUACAAUCUCAUUAUUUCUGUCUUUGUUCAGCUGGAAAAUUAAUUGGCAGGAGGUAUGGGUUAUGAUUCUACCAUGUCCAAUACGACAGAGGACUCAAACCAGGGAAUUGACAAGCAGCACCUUGCUUCUCCCAUUAAGAAUUUGGUGGACAAGUAUCAACUUGUUCCAGAAUUCCUAAAGGUGAGAGGUUUGGUGAAGCAACACUUGGACUCCUUCAAUUAUUUUGUUAGGACGGAAAUAAAGAAGAUUGUCCGAGCGAAUCAGGAGAUUAGAUCAAUAUUGGACCCCAAUAUUUAUCUUAGGUACAGGGAUGUCCACAUUGGUGAACCGUCAAUGGUUUUUGAUGCUGUAACUGAGAAAUUAUGUCCACAGAAAUGCCGACUAUCUGACCGUACCUAUGCGGCACCAAUUUAUGUCACCAUUGAAUACACGACUGGAAGUCAUGGGCAAACAUCAGUGUCAACAAAGAAGAAUGUUAUCAUUGGAAGGAUGCCAAUUAUGCUUAGAAGCAGUUGUUGCGUGCUAUAUGGUAAAGAUGAAGAUGAACUAGCAAGACUUGGAGAAUGCCCACUUGAUCCUGGAGGAUAUUUUGUAAUCAAAGGCACUGAGAAGGUAAUUUUAAUUCAAGAGCAGCUCUCGAAGAACAGGAUAAUCAUUGAUACAGAUAAAAAAGGUUCUGUACAAGCAUCUGUUACCAGCAGCACAGAAAAAACAAAGAGCAAAACAAUUAUAAAAAUGGAGAAAGAAAAGGUAUACUUAGAGUUGAAUAUGUUCAAAACCAAGGUCCCCAUAAUGGUUGUCAUGAAGGCCAUGGGAAUGGAGAGCGAUCAAGAGGUUGUGCAAAUGAUAGGAAGAGAUCCUCGGUUUAGUGCUCUGCUUUUGCCAUCAAUCGAGGAGUGUGCAGAUCUCAAGUUGUAUACACAACAUCAAGCACUGGAGUUCCUCGAGAGUGACAAGAUGCUUAAAAUGCCUUCAUAUUCUACUGGCCCAGUUGAGAAGGGAGCCCGAGCUUUGAGUAUUCUUCGUGACAUAUUUCUUGCAAAUGUUCCAGUCCAUCAACAUAAUUUCCGCAAAAAAUGCAUAUAUGUUGCAGUAAUGAUGAGGCGCAUGAUGGAAGCAAUCUUAAACAAGGAUGCAAUGGAUGACAAGGACUAUGUGGGGAACAAGAGAUUGGAGCUCUCCGGUCAGCUACUAUCUCUCCUUUUUGAAGAUUUGUUCAAGACGAUGAAUGAUGAAGCUAGGAGGACAAUCGAUACUCUUCUAGCCAGGCCAAGUCGCUCCAGCCGUUUGGACAUUUCUCAAUACAUAGUCAAAGAUAGUAUUACUAUGGGCCUGGAGAGAACCCUAUCUACAGGCAAUUGGGAUGUUAAACGAUUUAGGAUGCACAGGAAGGGUAUGACUCAGGUUGUUGCUAGGCUAUCAUACAUUGGAUCAUUGGGUCACAUGACAAAGAUCUCACCGCAAUUCGAAAAGUCUAGAAAAGUUAGUGGUCCUAGAGCACUGCAACCUAGCCAGUUUGGCAUGCUUUGCCCUUGUGACACACCAGAAGGUGAAGCUUGUGGAUUGGUGAAAAACUUGGCCUUGAUGACUCAUGUUACGACGGAUGAGGAUGAGCGCCCAAUCAUGUCUUUGUGCUACUGCUUGGGUGUUGAGGACUUGGAACAACUUUCGCCAGAAGAACUUCACAUGCCAACUUCCUAUCUUAUCACAUUAAAUGGACUUAUUCUAGGCAAGCACAAGAGUCCUCAGCGAUUUGCUAAUGCAAUGAGGAGGCUACGGAGGGCUGGUAAAAUUGGGGAGUUUGUAAGCAUUUUCGUGAACGAAAAGCAGCGCUGUGUCUACAUUGCUUCAGAUGGUGGACGUGUUUGUCGUCCGCUUGUCAUUGCUGACAAAGGUGUUUCCAGGAUCAAAGAGCACCACAUGAGAGAGUUGAGGGAUGGUGUGCGUGACUUCGACAGCUUUCUAAAGGAUGGUUUGAUAGAGUAUCUUGAUGUCAACGAGGAGAACAACACAUUGAUUGCUCUAUACGAAAAGGAGGCGACACCAGAGACAACACAUAUUGAGAUUGAGCCUUUCACAAUCUUAGGUGUUUGUGCUGGUUUGAUACCUUAUCCUCAUCACAAUCAGUCCCCCAGGAAUACCUAUCAGUGUGCUAUGGGUAAGCAAGCUAUGGGAAACAUUGCCUAUAACCAGUUGAAUCGGAUGGAUGGUUUGCUCUACCUUUUGGUGUAUCCUCAACGCCCUUUACUGACUACAAGAACGAUCGAGCUGGUUGGGUAUGAUAAACUAGGGGCUGGUCAGAAUGCGACUGUUGCUGUGAUGAGUUAUAGUGGCUAUGACAUUGAGGAUGCAAUAGUAAUGAACAAGUCUUCUUUAGAUCGAGGUUUUGGGCGUUGCAUAGUGAUGAAAAAAUAUUCAGCCAUAUGUCAGAAGUAUGAGAAUGGCACAUCGGAUAGAAUAAUUAAACCACAGCGUCAAGGAUUUGAAGCUGAUAAGAUGCAAAUUCUGGAUGAUGAUGGAAUGGCUGCUCCAGGAGAAACUAUUCGAAAUCAUGAUAUCUAUAUCAACAAGGAGUCCCCUACAGUCACGAGGACUCCAAUCACGUCUCCUAUGGGUUUGCCAGAUAGUGCAUACAAGACAAGUAGACAAACUUAUAAAGGUCCUGAAGGGGAGACAGCUGUUGUUGAUAGAGUGGCUCUUUAUUCUGAUAGAAACAACAAUUUAAGCAUCAAAUUUAUGAUCCGUCAUACCCGUAGGCCUGAGAUUGGUGACAAAUUUAGUAGUAGACAUGGGCAGAAAGGAGUCUGUGGCACCAUUGUACAACAGGAAGAUUUUCCAUUUUCUGAACGUGGCAUUUGCCCUGAUCUUAUUAUGAAUCCUCACGGAUUUCCAAGCCGAAUGACAGUGGGAAAGAUGAUUGAGCUCCUUGGAAGUAAAGCUGGAGUUUCAUGUGGUAGGUUUCAUUACGGGAGUGCUUUCGGAGAACCCAGUGGUCAUGCAGACACAGUUGAUUCUAUCAGUGAAACUCUGGUAAAGCAUGGAUUUAGCUACAAUGGCAAGGAUUUUAUUUAUUCAGGCAUUACUGGUAUGCCACUACAAGCAUACAUCUUCAUGGGGCCAAUAUAUUAUCAAAAGCUGAAACACAUGGUCCUAGAUAAAAUGCAUGCUCGUGGGAGUGGGCCUCGUGUUAUGAUGACAAGACAACCUACCGAAGGAAGGAGUAGAAAUGGAGGUUUACGUGUGGGAGAAAUGGAACGUGAUUGUUUGAUUGCAUAUGGUGCCAGUAUGUUGAUAUACGAGCGCUUGAUGAUUUCCAGUGACCCAUUCGAGGUUCAGGUUUGCCGAAAAUGUGGUUUAUUGGGGUAUUACAACUACAAGCUGAAGACUGGCAUUUGUUCUAUGUGCAAGAACGGGGAAAAUAUAUCUACGAUGAAGUUGCCUUAUGCAUGCAAACUCCUAUUUCAGGAGCUCCAAUCAAUGAACAUUGUCCCACGAUUAAAACUAGCAGAAGCAUGAUUAUGGUGUCAUUUGUAUCUGGAAUAUGAUUCUUCCUUCUAGAUAGUUGUCAUAGCCAAAUCAAUUUAGUUGUUUUAAGUUUCCUCUAAAAAGAAGUAAUUUUUACUAUUUCUAUAUAUACAUAUCUUGGCAGUGAUUAUCUCACAAACAGUGGUACUUAUGGUUUCUAUAUGAGCAAUGUGAGUGUUCUUUUUGCUGUGA